Messenger RNA from Durotheca rogersii, 661 nucleotides. RefSeq lists its product as uncharacterized. Lineage: Eukaryota; Fungi; Ascomycota; Sordariomycetes; Xylariales; Xylariaceae. The record is from RefSeq and is a predicted model, not a curated record. The coding region runs from base 222 to 569 and encodes 115 amino acids. The transcript has a single exon.
GGGGUUGCCUCUGGUUGCCUCUGGCUGUCGCUGACCGAGUAUUAUCUGGCUAGGCUUGAGAGCCACCAGUUGUCGUCCCCGUGAUGGCAGAAACAGGACGGGUGUGUGCGAUUGAGAACCCAUCCUGGGUGCAGCUGCAACGUGUCACACAUGAGCGAGCGUCCUUUUUCUUGUGUCUCGUAUGCUUGCCGCAACUCAGGCGCGCUCCAGAAUACCGAUAGAUGCAGCCGAACUGUCACACACACGUACCACAUCCACACACUCUCGCCCUCCUUCUCGCCCUUGCUUUCCAUCUCGUGCUCGCUGCCAUGCUCACGCUCUCCCAUCUAUAUGCGCUCAUGCACACCUGGUGGUGGGCUGGCGUAGAUGGACGUCGACGACCGCAAAUGCCGGGGCCAUCGGGACUAUCUAUCGGCACCACCACGGUCUAUUCAGAGUCACCGAUUCCAGACGUUAGACCAGAUGCGGGAAUAGGCGCGGGAUGGAUUGUAGAUGCAAGUCGCGGGCUUUUUUUUUUUUUUUUCUCGGACGCUACACCCGCUGUCCAUACCCGGCGUUUCGCGCGAUAGAAAUACCCGCAGACUGCAGAUAGAUCCCGCCUUUCCUCUUGCAUCGUCUGGCCUGGUACCUCCUCGUCGUAGGUAGGUACUUGACCGACGGC